UUGUCCGAUUAUGUGAUGGAGUCACUAUCAGAGAACGUAAGGGCGCAACAACAAGCUUUGGGCAAACAGAAAUACGAUCUGUCAAAAUGGAAAUAUUCUGAACUACGAGAUGCAAUUAAUACUUCCUGUGAUAUUGAAUUACUUGAGGCUUGUCGUCAAGAAUUUCACCGUCGUCUAAAGGUUUACCAUGCUUGGAAAGCAAAGAAUCGUAAACGCACUACCAUGGAUGAAAAUGAACGUGCCCCUAAAAGUGUAAUGGAAGCGGCAACCAAGGCACCACCAUUAAUACAACCGAAACAUGAAAUCACAACAGCCCAACAUCGUUAUUUCCGGAUACCGUUUAUGAGAGCAAACGCACCUGAAAAUACUAAACGUGGUUUAUGGUAUGCACAUUUUGAUGGUCAGUGGAUAGCGAGGCAAAUGGAAUUACAUGCAGAUAAACCUCCAAUUCUUCUAAUAGCAGGCAUUGAUGACAUGCAGAUGUGUGAAUUGAGUUUGGAGGAAACUGGUCUGACUCGUAAGCGUGGUGCAGAAAUUUUAGAAAUUGAGUUUAAUCGUGAGUGGGAGAAGAAUGGAGGCAAACCAUACAAAAAUCUUGGCUCUCAAAUAUUAUAAAAAUGAACAUAUAAACACUUCCAGGAAACAAAAGGCGUUAAAAUAAUUGAAACUAUAAAAUUUAAAAUAUAAUAUUUAGUAUUGAAAAAUUUACUAAAAAUUCAAUAGUGAAAUAUAAUCGAAAAUAUUUUUAUAACUUUUUUGAUAUAAAAAUUUCCAAACAACUGUCAACAGAUGAUUUACUUUUCGAUUUAAAAGUGCCUUUGUGCUUGGAACUUAUAAAUUUCAAUGUUAAAAUAUAUUUAAAAACAGGAACGAAACUCAUUCCAAAUUAUGGAGUUCUUAUAAAAUUACUAAAAUUUAAAUGUAUUGUCUGAAACAGUAUUUUAAAUAAAACGUAUCAAUGUCCAAUA
This is a messenger RNA of Teleopsis dalmanni, 968 nucleotides long. Its product is annotated as myosin heavy chain 95F-like. The transcript has 6 exons. NCBI's taxonomy places the organism in Eukaryota, Metazoa, Arthropoda, Insecta, Diptera, Diopsidae. Bases 16 to 615 code for a protein of 199 amino acids. The record is from RefSeq and is a predicted model, not a curated record.